Aspergillus tanneri is the source of this 1107-nucleotide messenger RNA. RefSeq names its product isopenicillin N synthase family dioxygenase. NCBI's taxonomy places the organism in Eukaryota, Fungi, Ascomycota, Eurotiomycetes, Eurotiales, Aspergillaceae. The record is from RefSeq and is a predicted model, not a curated record. The transcript has 3 exons. The coding region runs from base 1 to 1107 and encodes 368 amino acids.
AUGACUUUGUCGGACACCUUCACUGCCAUCCCUGUCUUGGACUAUUCUCUCGCAACCUCAUCGGAUACCAAGGCCACCUUCCUGAGAGAGCUGCGCAAUGCUCUCGUCAAUGUGGGGUUCUUCUAUCUCACCAACCCGCCGGUGGCCACGGAGGUGAGGGACAACCUGGUGGCCAAGGCAAUCACCCUUUUUGAUCUACCGCUGGAGAAGAAAUUGGAAAUUGAAAUGGUCAACAGUAAACACUUCCUGGGGUAUUCUCGGCUGGGAGCAGAGUUCACAGCUCGUAAGUCGGAUUAUCGAGAGCAAUUUGAUUUUGCAACUGAAUUGCCUCCACCUCGUCCGGACGAGCCACUGUAUCGCAAUAUUCGAGGUCCUAAUCAGUGGCCGGACGAAACUGCGAUCCCUGGCUUCCGCCAUGCUCUUGAGUCAUACCUAGCUGAAGUAGGCCCAUUGGCAGAUGAAUUCCAGACCCUUGUGGCGGAAGCACUAGAUCUUCCCCCAGAUGCUCUGAAACCGUAUUUCGAGCUCCCCUCUCAACAUAAACUGAAGCUGGUCAAAUAUCCCCCGCCACCACCGGCAUCCACAGAGGAAGAAACACAAGGUGUAGGCGCCCAUAAAGACUCAGAGUUUCUCACAUUCCUGCUCCAAGCCACACCUCACCCGGGACUGGAAGUGCAAAAUAAAGCCGGAGAAUGGAUCCCCGCAUCACCGAUCGAAAACUCCCUGGUCGUGAAUAUCGGUCGCGCUCUGGAGGCGCUGACAGGCGGAGUCUGUACGGCCACCACGCACCGCGUGAGUCUGGCACCUAAAAACUUCGUCGACGCGCAGGGUGUCUCCCUCGGUCCGCGGUUCUCCAUCCCGGUGUUUCGGGGAAUGAGUCUGGAUCUAUCCGCGGAGAAUAUCUCUUUGAAGAUUCCGGAGCAUAUCAGGGACUUGGUGCGCGAUGAGAAGAUUCGGUCCGAUGCGGAAGCCACGUUCAAUCAGAUGUACAAGGGGCGUAUCGGAGAGGGGACAUUCAUUCAUCGAAUCACCAGUCAUCAGGAUGUGGGACGGCGAUGGUAUCCGGAGGUGUUAGCCUGGGCAUUGGGAGAGUAUGAGAAAGCAUGA